Messenger RNA from Pyricularia pennisetigena, 831 nucleotides. RefSeq lists its product as uncharacterized. The transcript has a single exon. Lineage: Eukaryota; Fungi; Ascomycota; Sordariomycetes; Magnaporthales; Pyriculariaceae. The record is from RefSeq and is a predicted model, not a curated record. The coding region runs from base 1 to 831 and encodes 276 amino acids.
AUGACGACAACACUCACAUCCCCACGCCAGAUCUUAACAUCCCUCAUAACAUCGAUUUCAUCAAUCCCACCACCACCAGCACAAGCAGAUACCCAACAACCCCAGCGCCAACCAACCACGGACCAAAACCAGCAGCAAAACGUCCUCUCACAGCUUGACCCAUCCCACCGCCCGCUCCUCACGGCCUUGCACGCCCUCUUCCCCGCUCUUCUUCUGCCGGCGCUGGACCUACUGGACCGCGGCCUGGUCAGCCGCCUGGAGCUGCGCGACGACCGCAACGCACCAGCACAAAACCCCGAACCACCAGCAGCACCAGCAGCAACAGCAGCGCACAAAACCCCCGCCGCAGGCACGGGGCUGCAGCAAGACCAACCACCACCACCCGCGCCAGGCCCCACAGCGACAGCAGCCAUCUACCACGUCCGCUCGGCACAGCAGCCCCAUCCUCGCCACCGCAGCCGGGCGGCCGACCCGCCAAAGCCGCAGAGGACGUACGUCGUGCACCUGGCCGCGUGGAACUGCACGUGUGCGGCGUUUGCGUUCUCCGCGUUCCCUGGCGGCGGAGGGAGGGGUGGUGGUGAUGAUGAUGAUGAUGAUGAUGAUGCCGGUGCUGCCGGUUUGGAGCCGGCGGCGUGGCCGACGCCGCGCGAGCUGGAAUUUGGCGGCUUGAGCCUGGACGGCACGCGCGGCCGCGAGGCGCAGGGCGUGCCGUGCUGCAAGCACCUGCUGUCAUGUCUGCUGGCGGACAGGUGGGCCGGGGUGCUCGGGAGGUAUGUGGUCGUGCGGAGGGUUGGGAGGGAGGAGAUGGCCGGGGUGCUGGCUGAGGGUUGA